AUGGCGGACCCGGUCAUUGAAAGUGAAACCUCCAAGAGGCCUUCGCGGUCAUUCCGCUCGUUCAUCUGGGACACGGACACGCAUCUCAAGAGCCACGAAGAGCGCGUGCUGCUUCGGAAGUUGGACUGGUCCAUCCUCACGAUAGGAUGCCUGGGGUUCUUCAUGAAGUAUCUGGACCAGGGAAAUCUUGCAAACGCCUAUGUCUCGGGGAUGCAAGAAGAUCUGAGGAUGUUCGGGAACGAAUACACAUACGCCCAGAUGGCGUACACGUGCGCUUAUGCCGUAAUGCAAAUCCCCAGUACUCUCAUCGUCCAGAAGAUCCGACCGAGUAUCUGGCUGGCCGCCAUGGAGAUUUGCUGGGGAGUCUUCACCUUCGCGCAGGCCGGAACGCACAGUGUCGGACAGCUCUACGCGUUCCGGUUCUUCGUGGGAUUCUUCGAAAGCUCCUUCUUCCCCGUCUUGCUCUACGUCCUGGGCAGCUGGUACACCAAGACGGAGCUCGCCAAGAGAGUGGCCAUCUUCCACAUGACGGCGCCCGUGGGAUCCGCCUUCGGAGGGUAUCUCCAGGCGGCCGUUUACACGAGCCUCGGCGGCGCGCAUGGACUCGCCGGUUGGCGUUGGCUGUACAUCAUCUGCGGCUGCAUGACGGUCCCAGUCGGUGUCGCUACCUACUUCGUCCUCCCCGACACGCCGUACACCACCAAGGCGAAGUUCCUCACCCCCAGAGAGUGCGAGCUGGCUAUUGAGCGUGUCACGAAGGCCGGAAAGGCAGCCCCUGCUGGGGUCACACUCGCAACUUUCAAGCGCGUGCUUCUGCAGUGGAGAUGGUACGCGUUCGUUGGAGGAUACGUGCUCUAUGGAUCCUCUUGCCAGGCUGCGGGCUACUUCGGUAUCUGGCUCAAGGCUGAGAAUUUCUCCGUCGUUGACAGAAACGUGAUCCCAACCGGCUCCAAACUCAUCAGUGCUUUCUGCGUGAUCAUGUGGGGGUUCCUCUCGGACUACACGGGCAGCCGCUUUGCGUUGAUCCUCGGCCCGUUGUUUUUGGGCCUGGUUCCAAACGGCAUACUCGCCUUUUGGCCCGCGGGAGUCCAGAUCAAACUAUUUGCCUUCUUGACCAGCAGCGUACACCUCAUGACUGCAGUCUUUUACACAUGGGCCAACGAAGUAUGCGCCGGCGAUAACGAGGAGCGCGCUUUGGUCAUCAGCAGCAUGAACGGCAUGCAAUAUGCCGUCGAUGCGUGGCUCCCGCUCGUCAUCUUUCCGCAAACCAUGGCUCCGACUUUCAGAUACGGAUUUCCGGCAACAUUCGGCUUCAUCAUUGUGGCGAUACUCGCGGUCACAGGUAUCCAUUUCUUGGUCUUGCGCGAGCAAAAGCGGAGCUCGGGAGAGCCCGAGACGGCCUUGGAGGCUGGCCCGAUAGAGUAUCAUCCCGAGGGAGCAGACAGCAUUGGCGAAAGCGACAAGGCUGAGAAGAAGUAG
Colletotrichum destructivum is the source of this 1479-nucleotide messenger RNA. RefSeq names its product Putative major facilitator superfamily, MFS transporter superfamily. The coding region runs from base 1 to 1479 and encodes 492 amino acids. The transcript has 8 exons. Gene Ontology annotation, cellular component: membrane. Gene Ontology annotation, biological process: transmembrane transport. The record is from RefSeq and is a predicted model, not a curated record. Gene Ontology annotation, molecular function: transmembrane transporter activity. NCBI's taxonomy places the organism in Eukaryota, Fungi, Ascomycota, Sordariomycetes, Glomerellales, Glomerellaceae.